Molecule: messenger RNA, 4907 nt
Organism: Colossoma macropomum (tambaqui)
Lineage: Eukaryota; Metazoa; Chordata; Actinopteri; Characiformes; Serrasalmidae
Gene: slkb
Product: STE20-like kinase b
Exons: 19
Coding region: 889-3996 (1035 amino acids)
Biological process (GO): protein phosphorylation
Molecular function (GO): protein serine/threonine kinase activity; ATP binding
Source: RefSeq, a predicted model, not a curated record
CAUGAACGCGCCUCGGAUCCGCUAGAUUAGUGCUGCUGGCGCUGCACACGGAUGGAGUCGAAGUGAAAUCAGCACUCUGCGGUCCAGUUUGCAGGCGUGACACUCCGGGUCGUCCUGUAAAGCAGUACAAGUUCGGGAACUGGACUCUACAUCUCUGGGGUUUUUUUUAUCGUUUAUCUGGUAUCGCUCCACACUGAGAGUGGACGCGCGUUCGUUGGUCGGCGUUAUCGACUUGGAGUUGGUGGGAACAACGGACGCUGUCUGUUCGCCUUGAGUGAGGAAAAAACGUUACGCACGGCUUACAGACUGAGUAACCGACACUUUUGCCGUGUGUCAGGGACAUUAACGUUACAGUAUGCGGAUAAACGGCCAGCAGAAACUGCCUAACUGCUUAGCUGACUAACUAGCUAAGUAGCUAACGUUAAGGCGCUAGCAGCGCCAGGCUUUGUUUUGCUUGUGCAGAGAGACACUAACGUUCAUUAGCUACCUCUGUUUACACAGAUGAGGGAACCUCGGCACAGUUAUCUUCAUUUAAACGAAGAGUUAAAUGUGUUUUUUCACGCAGAUAGGUAGCUCCGGGAGUGGAAAAGGCGUUUUCUAUAAGUAAAAGUAAGAUUACACUUCGUAACAUUAGUACGUUUAGUACGUUUACUUCGCUGACGGUUGGUCACUAAGUAGUGACACAUUAGCGGUGCUAGUGCUCACUGAACCUGUCAGAAAUGCUCCUGUCAGACGACUCCAGCAUUAAAACACUACUGUGAAGCUGCUCUUGAGCAAUAAAUAUGCGAUAACUGUUGCCGCUGUGUCGAGAAAACUUGGUUAUUUCCACGGAUAACCCCCCCCCCUUUAUCGACCAAAGUCAGACCCAGAUAGACGUGGAGACCGACCAUGUCUUUCUUUAACUUUCGGAAAAUAUUCAAGUUGGGUCCGGACAAGAAGAAAAAGCAGUACGACCACGUGCGCAGGGAUGUGAAUCCAGAGGAGGUCUGGGAGAUUAUUGGAGAACUUGGGGAUGGAGCUUUUGGGAAGGUGUACAAGGCUCAGAACAAGCAGUCGGGCAUUUUGGCUGCAGCGAAGGUGAUUGACACUAAGACCGAGGAGGAGCUGGAGGAUUAUAUGGUGGAGAUUGAUAUCCUGGCGUCCUGUGACCAUCACCACAUAGUAAAGCUCCUGGAUGCCUUCUACUAUGAGAGCAAACUCUGGAUUCUUAUUGAGUUUUGUGCUGGAGGGGCUGUGGAUGCUGUGAUGCUGGAGCUGGAGAGGCCUCUGACUGAGCCACAGAUCAGGGUGGUGUGUAGGCAGACUCUGGAGGCCCUGCUGUACCUGCAUGAAAGCAAGAUCAUCCACCGAGAUCUGAAGGCUGGAAAUAUACUGCUCACACUGGAUGGGGAGGUCAAGCUCGCGGAUUUUGGAGUGUCAGCCAAAAACACUAAAACUCUUCAGAGAAGAGAUUCCUUCAUUGGGACUCCAUACUGGAUGGCUCCGGAGGUGGUGAUGUGCGAGACAUCGAAGGACAGGCCGUAUGACUACAAGGCUGAUAUCUGGUCCCUGGGCGUCACACUGAUAGAGCUGGCUCAGAUAGAGCCACCUAACCAUGAGAUGAACCCUAUGCGGGUGCUGCUGAAGAUCGCCAAGGCUGACCCACCUACUCUCAUGCAGCCUUCGAAAUGGUCUCCAGAGUUCAGUGACUUCCUGAAACGUGCUCUGGACAAGAAUGUGGACAACAGAUGGAGUGCAGCCCAGCUCCUUCAGCACCCGUUUGUGAGCAGUGUUACUGAUAGCAAACCAGUAAGAGAGCUAAUAGCAGAGGCCAAGGCUGAAGUCACCGAAGAGAUAGAGGAAUCGAAAGAGGAAGAAGAGGAGGAUGAUCAUGAAGGACAGCUGCUGCUGCCUGGACACAAGCGUGCUUCAUCUGAUGCCAGUGUUGGAAGCUCUGAAGAUGAGAAGCUUUCCCAGUCGCCUUCUACACUGGAAGCUGUUCCAGAGAAGAUUGAAGAGAUUCCCAAGUUGCAAAACGUGGAGGUUAAAGAUGACAAGAUAGCUGAACCAAAAACUCCCCAAGUAGAGGUGAAUCACAUCAAGGAACCACUAGAACCUGCUGCUAAAGAACCUGCAGAGGUACCAAUUUCUAACGCGAAACCUCAGGAACCUACAGAGGCAGAGGUUAACCGUGUAGAAACUCCUGAUGUGGUUCUCAAACCAGAGGUACCUUUUACUCAGCUAGAUGUAGUGAAGUCAGAAGAGGAGAUGAAAGCGAAUGCACAGCCAACACAAGGAGAGAAGGAGGUAGACACAGCUGAAAAUGUGUCUGUAAUCCACGAUAAUGAUGAGGUGGUGAAGAGAGAACCUGUAUCUGAGACUUCCACUGUGGAAGGGGAUAAACCAGUCACUGAGGAUGCCACUGUUGUAGAGCCUGAGGAAAAACCUACACCUCCCAGCUCUCCGGUGAAAGAAGAAGAUAAAAAAGAGACAGCAGAUGAGAAGUCUGCCAUGGAGAAAGAGAAUAAGACCUCUACAAAGCGAAGGUUUGAGAAGAAAAAUUCAGACUCCAGGAUCAGAUCUGCAGCAGAUAACAGCAGCAUAGAUCUAAACCUGUCCAUUUCCAGCUUCAUAAGCAAAUCUAAGGAGUCAGGAUCCAUGCAGGAUACAAAGCGUCAGAAGAAGACCCUGAAGAAGACCCGCAAGUUCAUUGUGGAUGGUGUAGAAGUCAGCGUAACAACAUCCAAAAUAAUCACAGACAAUGAUGCCAAAAAUGAGGAGAUGAGAUUCCUAAGACGCCAAGAGCUCAGGGAGUUGAGGCUACUGCAGAAGGAGGAGCAGAGAGCCCAGCAGCAGCUCAGCAACAAAUUGCAGCAGCAAAGGGAGCAGAUCUACAGACGGUUUGAGCAAGAAACCACGAGCAAAAAACGUCAGUACGAUACUGAGGUGGAGAACCUAGAGCGGCAGCAAAAGCAGAUUAUCGAGAGACUGGAGCAGGAACACACCAACCACCUCCGUGAUGAGGCCAAGAGGAUCAAAGGCGAGCAGGACAAGGAGCUCUCCAAGUACCAGAACAUGCUGAAGAAUCGCAAGAAAGAGGAGAUGGGAAUUUCCCCCAACCACGUACGGAAAGCAAUCGCGAAACGCUUUAGAGAGGAUCUAAUACAAGCACCACAUGAGGAGGAGCAGGAGUUUUUACAGAAGCAGCAGCAGGAACUGGACAGUGCUCUAAAGAAGAUCAUCCAGCAACACAAGCAUGAGCUCGCCACUGUGGAGAGAGACUGCCUCAACCACAAACAGCAGCUGCUUCGAGCCCGGGAGGCAGCCAUGUGGGAGCUGGAAGAGCGCCAUCUACAGGAGAAGCACCAGCUCCACAAACAGCAGCUUAAAGAUCAGUACUUCUUACAGAGACACCAGCUGCUCAAGAGACACGAGAAGGAAAUGGAACAGAUGCAUAGGUAUAACCAGCGUCUGGUCGAGGAGCUGAAAUCAAAGCAGACUCAGGAGAGGACCAGACUACCCAAGAUCCAACGCAGUGAUGCCAAGACACGUAUGGCCAUGUUCAAAAAGAGCCUGCGCAUCACCUCUGCCGGCGUCUCUCCCGAACAAGAGAGGGAGAAGAUCAAACAGUUUGCAGCACAGGAGGAGAAAAGGCAGAAGAACGAAAGGCUCCAUCAGCAUCAGAAACAUGAGAACCAGAUGAGAGACCUGCAGCUGCAGUGUGACAACAAUGUCAGAGAGCUGCAGCAGUUACAGAAUGAGAAGUGCCAUCUGCUGAUUGAACACGAGACGCAAAAGCUAAAGGAGCUGGAUGAAGAGCACAGCUCUGAGCUGAAGGACUGGAGAGACAAACUGCGACCCAGGAAGAAGGCGCUUGAGGAAGAGUUUGCGCGGAAGCUUCAGGAACAAGAGGUCUUCUUUAAGAUGAGCGGAGAGUCCGAGUGCCUUAACCCAACCACCCAGAGCCGCAUCUCCAAGUUCUACCCCGUCCCCAGCGUCCACUCCACUGGGUUUUAACUCAGACACACAUACGCAAACAAACAUGCGCGAUGCACAUUUCGGUAAAAACAUACAUAAACUCACUUGAUCAGUGCAAAGUACAUGCAUACAUAUCUUUUUUCCACACUACACUUACACAAAGCCAUUAUAAGUACAGGCCACUUUAUUCACACAAGUGGGAUUUAACAGAUCACACACAUACAUGCACUCAUCUUUAGCAUGUGUGCAAACUACAUGGCAUUAUUGUGACUGAACCUUUGCUGCCUUCCCUCCACCAGUCUGAUAACAGUCAGAUUAAAUAAAGGGGGUCACUCAUUCUAGAAGGGAGGUUAGCCCCUUCUUUACUUUCUCUGUGGAAAGACUAAACUGUUCCAAUAAGCUACAGGCCAUGCACACGACGGCUUUACAAUGUCCUACUAUUUGGGAGCUACUGUAGCAUUUUUUUAAACCACAAUCUUGUUUAAAAUGGAUAUAAAGCAUAGACAUGUCUAAGUAAUGAAAACAUUAGUUGAUCCUUAGAAAUCGAGUAAUUACUUUCAUUUUGUUCGUUGUAGUAUUCAAGUGUAAUUAUGUAAUUAUGUAUCUGAUUACUUAGUGAGUUACACAUACAUUAGAUUUUUGUUCAAUUUACGUUCGGUUUCGACAGGUUCAUGUCUGCACUUACUGCUUUUUUCCAUUCGUCACAAUAUCAACAGAAAUUGUUUUGUUUCUGCAAAAUGAAGUAACUACAGUAGCAACUUUUGAUCAAAUUCAAAUAAUAAUAAUAUGUUUUCAGUUCUGCUUACAAAUACUAACACAGUAUUGAAUAAAAGUUUAGAAUCCGCACUACCGACUUGUUUCAAUGAGCUAAUAGUAUCAAAUUUUGUUAUCGCCGGCGAUAACUGCGAUUUCUAAGGUUUAAUAAAGCGGAAAGGUAAACCUUUAAACCU